CGGGCCCGGGAGGCCCGGAGGCGGAGCGGCGGGCCGGGGGCGGACUGGGGCGGGCGGAAGGAGAGCCAGGCCGGAAGGAGGCUGCCGGAGGGCGGGAGACGGGAGCGGGCCCGGAGCUGCUGGGCUGGAGCGGCGGCGCCGCCAUGUCCGACAGCGAGAAGCUCAACCUGGACUCUAUCAUCGGGCGCCUGCUGGAAGUGCAGGGCUCGCGGCCUGGCAAGAAUGUACAGCUGACAGAGAACGAGAUCCGCGGUCUGUGCCUGAAAUCCCGGGAGAUUUUCCUGAGCCAGCCCAUUCUUCUGGAGCUGGAGGCACCCCUCAAGAUCUGCGGUGACAUCCACGGCCAGUACUACGACCUUCUGCGACUAUUUGAGUAUGGGGGCUUCCCUCCGGAGAGCAACUACCUCUUUCUGGGGGACUAUGUGGACAGGGGCAAGCAGUCCUUGGAGACCAUCUGCCUGCUGCUGGCCUACAAGAUCAAGUACCCUGAGAACUUCUUCCUGCUCCGUGGAAACCACGAGUGUGCCAGCAUCAACCGCAUCUAUGGUUUCUAUGAUGAGUGCAAGAGACGCUACAACAUCAAACUGUGGAAAACUUUCACCGACUGCUUUAACUGCCUGCCCAUCGCAGCCAUCGUGGAUGAAAAGAUCUUCUGCUGCCACGGAGGCUUGUCCCCAGACCUGCAAUCCAUGGAGCAGAUCCGGCGUAUCAUGCGGCCCACAGAUGUGCCUGACCAGGGCCUGCUGUGUGACCUGUUGUGGUCUGACCCUGACAAGGACGUGCAGGGCUGGGGCGAGAACGACCGUGGUGUCUCUUUCACCUUUGGAGCUGAGGUGGUGGCCAAGUUUCUGCACAAGCACGACUUGGACCUCAUCUGCCGGGCGCACCAGGUGGUAGAAGAUGGCUAUGAGUUCUUUGCCAAGCGGCAGCUGGUGACACUUUUCUCAGCUCCCAACUACUGUGGCGAGUUUGACAAUGCUGGUGCCAUGAUGAGCGUGGACGAGACCCUCAUGUGCUCCUUCCAGAUCCUCAAGCCCGCCGACAAGAACAAGGGGAAGUACGGGCAGUUCAGUGGCCUGAACCCUGGAGGCCGACCCAUCACCCCGCCCCGCAAUUCCGCCAAAGCCAAGAAAUAGCCCCCGCACACCGCCCCGUGCCCCAGAUGAUGGAUUGAUUGUACAGAAAUCAUGCUGCCAUGGUGGGGGGGGGGGGGCAGGUGUCACACCAGCCCCUCAGGCCCACCUGUCACGGGGAACAUGGAGCCUUGGUGUAUUUUUUUUUUUUUUUUUAAUGAAUUAAUAGCAGCGUCUAAUCCCCCAGGGCUUCUUCCUGCCUGCACCUGCUGGGGCUGUGAGCAGGAUCCUGGGGCUGAGGCUGCAGCUCAGGGCAACGGCAGGCCAGGUCGUGGGGCUCCAGCCAUGCUUGGCCUCAGGGCUGGCAGCCGGAUCCUGGGGCAACCCCAUCUGGUCUCUUGAAUAAAGGUCAAAGCUGGAUUCUC
Molecule: messenger RNA, 1498 nt
Organism: Cebus imitator (Panamanian white-faced capuchin)
Lineage: Eukaryota; Metazoa; Chordata; Mammalia; Primates; Cebidae
Gene: PPP1CA
Product: protein phosphatase 1 catalytic subunit alpha
Exons: 7
Coding region: 144-1136 (330 amino acids)
Cellular component (GO): nucleus; cytoplasm
Molecular function (GO): protein serine/threonine phosphatase activity
Source: RefSeq, a predicted model, not a curated record